UUCCUUCAACCCCCCUGCCCCUGCCUCACCCUGCCUCACCCCGCCUCACCCCUCCACCCCCCACAAUGCUAUCUCUGGCUAUUCUUAGGCUGUCACUUCAGCUCCUCUGAGCAGAGGCUACUCGGCGCAGGCCCUUCCUCCCAUUCCUCCAGCAGCUGUGGGGUUUUUUAAAUUUUCAAAUUUGGUUUAAUCGCCGUCGUCCAUUUCGGAGGAUCAUUUAGUCGUCUGGAAGAAUGAGCACCUACACUGUGUCGCUGCCCGGCCCCGGCCCCUGGGGCUUCAGGCUGCAGGGGGGGAAGGACUUCAACAUGCCGCUGACUAUCUCGAGGAUCACUCCCGGCAGCAAGGCGGCGCAGGGCAACCUGGUCCAGGGUGAUGUCAUCGUCGCCAUUGAUGGCGUUGGAACUGACGGGAUGACUCACCUGGAGGCUCAGAACAAGAUCAAGAUGGCCAACUACAACCUGGCGCUCACCAUGACAAAGGCGAAGCGUCCCAUCAUGAUGCCACCGCCAAGAAUCGACGCCACUAUUCCCUUGAUCCCUCACCAACAGGUUUUCCCCCCCGCUGCUCCCAACCCAGGAUUCAACCCCGCCGCCCUCCCCACCCAUAAGCCCAUAGAGGUGAAGGGCCCCGGCGGCAAAGCCACCAUCAUCCACGCCCAGUACAACACCCCCAUUAGCAUGUACUCGCAGGACUCCAUCAUGGACGCCAUCGCAGGGCAGACGCAGGGGAAGGGGCAUGAAGUUGGCCCUACUGAGCAUGUUCCAGCUUCUGCCGACUCAACCCUCGCCGCUCUGCAGCCUCUGGACCCCGCCCCCGCUUCACCUGGCCCCGACCCUCACAGCCAAUACGGUCAACCUCCUGCUAUGCAUCACGCUCCACAAGCCCCGCCUCCUCAGCAGUAUCAGCAGCCAAUCCCGCAGCAGUAUCAGCAGCCAAUGCCACAGCAGUAUCAGCAGCCAGUCCAUCAGCCAUACCAGCAGCAAGUCCCACAGCAGUACCAUCAGCCUCCCGCACAACAGGCCCCGCCCACUCAACAGAGCUCCAUUCAGAUCCCUCUUGGCUCCGCCCCUUCCAAGGUGGUCAGCACCGCCUGCAUCUACCCCUCCCAGCCAGCCUCAGCUCCUGCUCAUGCUCCUGCUCCACCUCAGCCCCGCCCUCCAGCUGCUGCCCCGGCCCCAGCUCCAGCUGGUCCUGCCUCCUCUAAUCGACCCCCCUGGGUGGCCGACACCAACUUCGCCAACAAGUACGACCCCAGUAAGACGACCACCACUACCAUAAAGAUGCAGCCGCUGCCCCAGGCUGCCCCUCCUCCACCAGCAUACAUCCCCAACCCCUCCUCCGCCACCCCUGCAGCUCCCAGCCCCGCCCCUGUCACACCAAGCCCUGCCCCAUUCUCACCUGUGGCGAGGGGCGUGGCUCAAAGGGCGGAGAGGUUCGCCGCUAGCAGCCGUACACCUCUGUGUGGGGCCUGCAACAGCGUCAUCAGGGGCCCUUUCCUGGUGGCCCUUGGCCGGUCCUGGCACCCUGAGGAAUUUAACUGUCACUACUGCCACAUGUCUCUGGCUGACGUGAGCUUCGUGGAGGAGCAGAACAACGUCUACUGUGAGAACUGCUACGAGGAGUUCUUCGCUCCCACCUGCGCCCGCUGCAACACCAAGAUCAUGGGGGAAGUGAUGCAUGCCCUGCGGCAGACAUGGCACACCACCUGCUUCGUGUGUGCGGCCUGCGGCAAAGCCUUUGGAAACAGCCUCUUCCACAUGGAGGAUGGAGAGCCAUACUGCGAGAAAGAUUACAUCGCACUCUUCAGCACUAAGUGUCAUGGCUGCGACUUCCCGGUUGAAGCUGGUGAUAAGUUCAUUGAGGCUCUGGGUCACACCUGGCACGACACCUGCUUCGUCUGUGCGGUUUGCCAUGUGAACCUCGAGGGCCAGCCUUUCUACUCAAAGAAAGACAAACCUCUGUGCAAGAAGCACGCUCACGCCAUCAACGUGUAGACCAACCGAGGGCAACACUGCCAGCCACAACGAGCGAGCACAUGCCGACGACUUUUACAAGAUGUGUGUAAAUGCUCUUUAUGCAAAAUACACUUUGUUUUUUUCUUUUUGUGCAUUAAUAUUAACAAUGAAAACAAUGCUGCCUGAUGAUCUUGCUUCACUACAGAAACAGAAACUAAGUCAUGAUGUUUUCUGUUGUCAGUCCAACCCAAUUUAUUAUGUACUUUUAUUUUUCUUGUGUUUUCUACCAGAAACUACUUGAGUGUUCGAUGUGACCGCUGUGUUGUUCAGACAUAGGAGUUUUAUAUGGAGUCUCAAGUGUGCCAAAUGAAAUAGCUAUUUAUAUUCUUAUCAGUUAAUAAAAUAAUAAUAUAAAAUAAAUAACUGUUACUAAAGUUAUAAUGCAACAAAUAAUUAAAAUAAAGAGCUCAUUACAUUUAAUGUUAAUAAUUUGAAUUUAAUUUGAUAAUAACAAUUUGACAAUCUUAAUUUAAUUUAAGUUAUUUGUAGCUUGUAUUGCACCUCAUUUGUACGUCACUUUGACAAAAAAGCCAAAUUAAUGAAUGUAAAUUUUAAUCAUUCACUUUAUGAAAUAAAGUAAUGUUAAAAUGCAUAAUUUAAAAAAAGUCAAUUCAAUUUUUUAAUUAAAUUACUACGUCAUUUUUUAAAGUAAAAAUAAGGAAACUGAAUUAUAACUAGCCAUGUUUUUUUUUUUAAUCAUAAUUUGAUUAUUUAUUUAUUUUUACUUUGAGUUCUUUUUUUGUUUCCAACUAAAUUUUAAAUUAAUUUCUUUCUUUUUUUAUAUAUAAAAUAAUCCAGACGCAUACUCGAGACUCCAUUAGUUUGAACUGCUGCACAGCCGUAUUUUGUCUCCAGAAUAUUGUUCUCAUCAUAUCUUGGACUUGUCUUGGUAUUGUGCCUAUUUUGAUCUCAACUUGUGUAGGUUUUUUGAAUGCUUUUUUUCACUUAACUAAACUAACAAUUAUAUUUUAUUAAUGUUUGGUUCAGCACUACAAUGUAAAAUAGAAACCACAGACUGUAGAGAAACAAAAUGUCCUCACACUUUAAUUCAUUGUUUAUUCAGAGCAGCAGCAGCAGCAGCAUUUUUAUAUUAAAAAAAAGUUUUUUUCCUGGUUUUGACAAGAGCAUGGCUGUCUCUCAGUGCCAGUGCAGUCUUGAAACUAGUCUUGGACCCGGUCUGGGCUCAGACUCAGGCAGACGUCACACUGCAGCUGUGUGACAGUGAACUGAACAACAGAGCAGCCCAUGAAGAAGCCUUAUCUGAACUGUGUCUGACACGUUGUUAGAAGUGAGACAGUGAAUGUAACACGACCAGGUGACACUUUCCACUGGCCUCAUGCAAGCAGGUUCACCUGUGUGGUUGAAUAUGAGUAAACAAAAAAAUUACUUGAAACAAAUAUGAAGACACAAAAAAACCACAAAGAGAUGCAAAAGAAAUACAAAGAGACGUACAACGACUACAUCUACAUAGAGAUGCAAAAUGACCACAAAGAGAUGUAAAUGACUACAAAGAAAUGUAAAACGACCACUAAGAUACAAUAAAACAAUUUAAAAGAAAUGCAGCCAUACAGAGACACAAAACAACCAAAAACAGAUAUACAACUAUAAAGAGACAGAAAUGACUACAUGGAAACACACAGAGACACAAAACAACUACAUAGAGACACAAAACGACCAUAAAGAGACAUAAAAUGACUACAUAGAGACACAAAACGACCACACAGAGACACAAAACGACCACAAAAAGACACAAAACAACUACAUAGAGACACAAAACAACCACUAAGAGACACAAAGUGACUACAUAGAGACACAAAACGACCACAUAGAGACAUAAAACGACCACACAGAGACACAAAAUGACCACAAAAAGACACAAAACGACCACAUAGAGACACAAAACGACCACUAAGAGACAAAAAAUUACCUCAGAGACACAAAAUGGCUGGAAAGAGACACAAAAUGACUACAUAGAGACAAAAAAUGACAACAUGGAGACACAAAACGACUACAUAGAGACACAAAACAACUACAUAGAGAAACAAAACGACUACAUAGAGACAAAACGACCAUUAAGAGACACAAAACGACCACAUAUAGACACAAAACAACUACAUAGAGAAACAAAACGACCACAUAGAGACAAAACGACCACAUAGAGACAAAACGACCAUUAAGAGACACAAAACGACCACAAGGAGACACAAAAUGACUGCAAAGAGACACAAAAUGACUACAUAGUCACAAAACGACCACAUAGAGACAAAACGACCACAUAGACACAAAACGACUACAUAGACAAGAAACGACAUCAUAGAGACAAAAAAUGACCACAUAGACACAAAACAACUACAUAGACAUAAAACGACCACGAAGAGACACAAAACGACCACUAAGAGACAAAAAAUGACCUCAGAGACACAAAAUGGCUGCAAAGAGACACAAAAUGACUACAUAGAGACACAAAACGACCACAUAGAGAAACAAAACGACCACAUAGAGACAAAACAACCAUUAAGAGACACAAAACGACCACAAGAAGACACAAAAUGACUGCAAAGAGACACAAAAUGACUACAUAGACACAAAACGACCACAUAGAGACAAAACGACCAUUAAGAGACACAAAACGACCACAAGGAAACACAAAAUGACUGCAAAGAGACACAAAAUGACUACACAGACACAAAACGACCAUUAAGAAACACAAAAUGGCCACAAAGAGACACAAAAUGACUACAUAGAGACCCCAAAUGACCUUCAGACAUAUUCAGACAAAUGCUAUCUGGACCUACUUCCUGCUCUCACACAGUACUUGAGCGUAUUUGUUUUUCCAGGUGAACCUGCAGGUGAGGCUGCUGCAGAGUGUUGAUAGUGUCUGAUGAUAUGAUGUGGAGUGUAACUACUAAUCCCUCUGUGACUUCACAUACAGUAGGCGUUACUGUGCAACAAUUAACCUUGAAUUUCAUAUUUAUUGACUGUUCUGACUGUGUGAUAUUUAUUUAAAAGCUAAUAUAUAUCAUCACUGCUGCGUUCAGUGCUUGACAGAUUAUUAGUUAUUCAAUUUGUUUUGUGGAUGUUUCGCAUCACGAGAUGUAUUUUGAGUGUUAAUGGGUUCUUUUUUUGUUUGUAAUUAUUCUGUUAAUGUUUGUUGUCCUGAACUUUUAGAGCUUGAAUGUUUAUGAUGGUGGCGUUUUUUCACCAGAGGCCACUUUACUGCUCCGUUCACACUGCCGACCUUUACACUGUUUCCUUUAAUGACUAUUGCAGAUACGAUGAAGAUGUUUUUUUAUUUUCUUUUAUCUUGUGCACACAAGAUCUAAAACAAUAUAAUAUCUAGGGCAUCCGAGGCUCCAUAUGGAUGUUUGUGUCCACCUGAAGUACAAUAUUCACUAUCUUUUAGCUCUGUUUUUGGUCUCCACCGACUCCUGUGGGAAAUAUCUGUCUCUUUAGCUGCUAAAUGCUCCUCUAUGUUCACCAGGUAUUCUCUAACUGUGUCUGUCUGCUGCUGAGCAGGUUGUGUGCAAAGGCUUUUUACAGCCUUUUCUUAGACAAUGACGCUUUGAGAGGAGCUCAUCGCCCUGGUGUUUGAGAGUGCCCGCCGCACAACUACCUUGAAAACGGGCGCAAAAAAACAUGGCAUGUGUACGGCCCCUAAAAUCACACACCGGAGUGGAAUGAUGCCACCGUUUUUGGGUCUGUGUGAAAAUGCAAGGGACUUCGUAGCGGCCCUGUGGCGCCAUCUAUGUGUAAAAAGGUGGAACAACGAUGUAGUUUCCUAGCAACUGAAAGAUGCCUUAAAACUGUCGAAAGCUUUGCUCACACCAAACGCGAUGUGAAUAUUCAUGUUGCGUUACUCACGUGAGUUUGAACGCUAGAAUAUUUUGUGUUGACUUGUUUCACAGCGCGAAUAACUCGCAUCGUACGCAUGUGAAAUUGCUGAAUCGGUGAAUGCGCUUCCGCAGGUACGACCUCGGCGUCAUAUGUCGCCAGAGGAUCUCAAUGCUGAUUGGCUAUCGCGGUGCAAAUUGGUCGCUUGAGUUCAGGUUUUUCAAAUCUCGCAAAUAAGUGUAUGACGCAAAAUCGCGCCACUUGCUUCACACGUGCCACUUAAUUCGCGACAUGUCCAGCGCGCCGGCCAGCGGGAUUCCCAUCUAAUCGCGUCUUUACGUUGACUUUACGGUACGUGUCACUUGCGCAAGUUGUUUUUGCGCCUGGUGUGAACACAACAUAAUUUUUUUAGCAUUUGAUCGCUAUUAGAGGAGCAGCUCAACAAACUGCAAAAUAAAACCUGAUCCAUUUCAGAUCCCUUCCUAUGUUUGCUCCAGGUGCGUUCAAUGACGCUCCGUUAACGAUAAACACAAUAAAUCAAAGCAUACGUUCACUCCUAUCUUACAGAGUGAUUUUGAAGUGUCAGGCCUGAUGUUUCCGCAGUGUGGACGGAGCUCAGAUACACUGAAUACAUGAUUUAGAGCAGAAGACUUUUGGGUUUGUGUUUUUCAGAUGAACUUAAAAAUGACUUUGACACAAGUUUCUGUGGGGAACGUUAACUGCUGAGACUCCCUGCAGCGUAUUGUGCCUUGAUCCGUCUGUCUGACUGGCACACACACACUCGGCCAGUCGUGAUGAGUCUGUGUGCUGGUGUACAGUUUUUACUUUGAAUAUUUUAUACAGUUUGCGUGUUUUCCAGAGGGUGAAUGUGUGCAUGCAGAACGUUUGUCACAGUUUGUUACAGCAUGUGGAACGAGGCAGCGUCAGCAUUAGUUAGCGUUGGUGUCACUGCGUCACUGUUUAACAUUAUUCAGAGUGUUUGAACUGGUUUUGGUGUCAAUGAGCUGUAAGUGAAACAUUAUUAAUGUCACAUUAUGAAGGAUGGAAAGAAGCUGAAGUCACGUUAAGACUCUCCUGGUUGUUGGAGGUUCAGCUGCUUUACAUUUGUCUAACAGGUUUUAAUAUUUGACGAAUAUAUGUGUUGCAAGUUGAAUAAAUUGAGCACUUCAAACACGUGAAAA
Messenger RNA from Epinephelus moara (kelp grouper), 7030 nucleotides. Its product is annotated as LIM domain-binding protein 3-like. The coding region runs from base 234 to 1997 and encodes 587 amino acids. Lineage: Eukaryota; Metazoa; Chordata; Actinopteri; Perciformes; Serranidae. The record is from RefSeq and is a predicted model, not a curated record. Gene Ontology annotation, cellular component: filamentous actin; stress fiber; adherens junction. Gene Ontology annotation, biological process: heart development; actin cytoskeleton organization; muscle structure development. Gene Ontology annotation, molecular function: actin binding; muscle alpha-actinin binding. The transcript has 13 exons.